UGUCUCCUCCAUCCGGCAACCUCAAGCGUGGGGCGUCCAUGCAGCGCUGCGGGAGCCUCGCUGCUCCCCGAGAGUUGGCCAUGCUUCCUUGGGAGCUCGCGGGGGUGAUGAGGACUGGGGCUGUGCGAUGUUGAUUGGGAGAAUGGAGAGGGACGCUAAACUUCCUCGCAUCUGCGCGUUCCUCACGCUCUGGCUGCAGAGGAAGCAUCGAGCCAAGCCCUGCAGCCUGCAGCUGCCUGCCCCCAGCCAGCUCGCCAGCCCGGGCGAAGGGGUUGUGAAAGAAAUCAACAUCACUCAUCAUGUGAAGGAAGGCUCCGAGAAAGCUGACCCUUCGCAGUUUGAGCUCCUGAAGGUGCUGGGACAGGGCUCUUUCGGCAAGGUUUUCUUGGUGAGAAAAAUAACGCCACCAGACAGCAACCACCUCUAUGCCAUGAAAGUGUUGAAGAAGGCGACAUUGAAAGUGCGCGAUCGAGUAAGGACAAAGAUAGAAAGGGACAUCCUGGCUGAUGUAAACCAUCCCUUUGUGGUGAAACUCCACUACGCAUUCCAGACAGAGGGGAAGCUGUAUCUCAUCUUGGAUUUCCUCAGAGGAGGUGACCUUUUCACUCGGCUUUCCAAAGAGGUCAUGUUCACCGAGGAGGAUGUGAAGUUCUACCUAGCAGAGCUGGCUCUGGGGCUCGACCAUUUGCACAGCUUGGGAAUCAUAUACAGGGAUCUCAAACCGGAGAACAUCCUCUUGGAUGAAGAAGGGCACAUCAAACUCACAGAUUUUGGCUUGAGUAAGGAGGCGAUAGACCACGAGAAGAAAGCCUAUUCCUUCUGCGGGACGGUGGAGUACAUGGCACCAGAAGUGGUGAAUCGCCAAGGUCACUCCCACAGUGCUGAUUGGUGGUCGUACGGCGUCUUGAUGUUUGAAAUGCUCACCGGCUCGCUGCCCUUCCAGGGGAAGGAUCGUAAGGAGACGAUGACCCUCAUCCUCAAAGCGAAGCUGGGCAUGCCGCAGUUCCUGAGCGCUGAAGCACAGAGCCUCCUGCGAGCCCUUUUCAAAAGGAAUCCAGCCAACAGAUUAGGUUCUGGACCAGAUGGGGCAGAAGAGAUCAAGCGCCAUCCUUUCUACUCUACCAUUGACUGGAAUAAGCUGUACCGCAGGGAAAUCAAACCACCCUUCAAACCUGCUGUGGGCCAACCAGAUGACACCUUUUAUUUUGACACGGAAUUUACAUCGCGGACACCUAAAGACUCCCCAGGCAUCCCCCCGAGUGCAGGGGCCCACCAGCUCUUCCGAGGCUUCAGUUUUGUGGCGACCGGAUUGAUGGAAGACGGCAAGGUGAAGCCCACCCAAUCACCUCUACAUUCGGUUGUACAGCAGCUGCAUGGCAAGAAUGUCCAGUUCAACGACGGCUACGUGGUGAAGGAGGCGAUCGGCGUCGGCUCCUACUCGGUGUGCAAGCGCUGCAUUCACAAAGCAACCAACAUGGAAUAUGCAGUCAAGGUCAUUGACAAGAGCAAACGAGACCCUUCCGAGGAAAUUGAAAUCCUCCUGCGAUACGGGCAGCAUCCCAACAUCAUCACCUUGAAAGAUGUGUAUGAUGAUGGGAAGUACGUGUAUCUGGUGACUGAGUUGAUGAGGGGAGGGGAGCUGCUGGAUAAAAUCCUCAGGCAGAAGUUUUUCUCGGAGAGGGAAGCCAGUUCGGUCCUGCACACGAUCUGUAAAACAGUGGAAUAUCUGCAUUCCCAAGGGGUUGUUCACAGGGACUUGAAACCCAGCAAUAUUCUCUACGUCGAUGAGUUGGGAAACCCUGAAAGCAUUCGCAUCUGUGACUUCGGCUUUGCCAAGCAGCUGAGGGCAGAGAACGGCCUUCUCAUGACUCCCUGUUACACGGCAAACUUUGUGGCACCUGAGGUACUAAAACGUCAAGGCUACGAUGAAGGCUGCGACAUCUGGAGCCUGGGAGUUCUCCUGUACACGAUGCUGGCAGGCUGCACUCCGUUUGCAAAUGGUCCCAGUGACACUCCAGAGGAAAUCCUGACCCGGAUAGGUGGAGGGAAGUUCUCCAUCAGUGGAGGCAAUUGGGACACUAUUUCUGACAUGGCCAAGGAUCUGGUGUCAAAGAUGCUUCACGUAGAUCCCCACCAGCGCCUAACAGCCAAGCAGGUCCUGCAGCAUCCGUGGAUAACUCAGAAGGACAGCUUACCCCAAAGCCAGCUGAAUCACCAGGAUCUUCAGCUCGUAAAGGGAGCGAUGGCUGCCACGUACUCUGCACUGAACAGCUCCAAGCCGAGCCCCCAGCUGAAGCCCAUCGAAUCCUCCAUUCUGGCACAGAGGCGGGUGAAGAAACUUCCUUCCACCACCCUGUGAAGCUGGGGCUGUUCUGCAGCCGCGCGGUGCGGUGCAGGCACGUGCCAGACCUUGCACACCUCCCGAAGAUGGGGAGCAGGAGAUCAGGUGGGCAAUGCCUGCACAGGAGCUCUCUUGAGGACUUCUUGAAAGGCCAAGUGCCUCUCUGUUUCGGAAAGACUGGCUCCUCCUUGUGUGGACUGAUCUUUACUGAGAGAACUUCACUGUAAAACUUUUUUGGAGUGUAAAUUGUUGAUUUUUAAAGACAUCCAUCUGUGUAUAUGAGAUCUAGAAUGUAUAACUGAUGUCAAGUGGCACUAAAAAGCAGCUCUGAUUCACCCUGUCCUGUGUAGGGCCAGGUAUUUGUUGUAGCUCCAUCAGGUCUUGGAAUUGAUCCUCUCCAACGCCAUUGCAGCUGGAAGAUCGUGUAAUGCAUAGGGUUAAGGCUUUGGGGUGUUUUUCCUCUCUCAAUCCUUUGGAUGCCCUUUCCAGAGUCAGCCCUGUAGACUCCUAGCCAGCAGCACUCCCAGUUGUUGAGGACCUGCCUCUCCUUCACCUUUUGUGUGCAUGUGUGUUCAGAGUGUAAGGUCCAUUUUUUAGACUCCGUUUCAUCCUCUCUCCAGCCCAGAUGGGAAUAAAAUAAACCAUGGGUUUUCCAAACACCCCGUUAGAUGCUCAGCUGUCCAGAAUACCUGCUGGGUUUGACUCAUACCUUCCUUCUCCAUAUUCUCCCCACCACUCCUAGGGGAGUUUAUCACCCAUACAGCUGGUGAUGGCAAAGGAACCUUCUUGGCAAAGCUGAGGCUUUGGGCUGGCUCUGGCUGCUGCAGUUCUCAUUUUUUAUUUCCCUUUCCUUCAGCAGGAACCUACAAACCAAACCACCCUCUUCUUUAACUUUGUUCUACAGCUGGUAACUCAGGGUUUCUUUCUGAAUUGUACAAUAAAUGUGUCUUUCAGUUGAUGUUUUUUUUUUACCGACUGACUUUUAGCUACAGAAUAAGCAACCCCGGUCGUUUCCCCAUGUCAUAAGGGGGUAAUGACUCUUGUCUGCCUUUUGGGAGAUCUGCAAAGCUUUUUCAUGUGGUCCUGCGAUGGGAAAACCAGCAGUACUGUAGUAGGGCUGCGUAUCGAGCCAUCUUCUCUCAGGUGCAAUACCUCACUCGGCAGUGGGAAGGAAUUAGAACUGGUUAUGGAAUAAGGCAGUAAUCAACAGGAAAGGGAGCAGGAUGUGGGCUGCGGAGGGGAGCUUCUUACUCUCAGGACAUUUUCAUGCUGGUAGAAAUGAACACGUGGAGGCAAACUGUGCUAGAAAUGAAGUCCUGACCCGUUCUGGCUUGUAGGGAGAUGUUGGAGCUCCCUGGUUUGGAGAUGGCUGUUUCUCAGGAAUUCAGGAGAGCUACGGGGACUGCAAACACUCGUGCUCAAGGAUGCAACUGAAACCAGCAGAGGUUCUUGGGUGAAUUUCUGCUACUUUUGUUUUGCUCCGUCUCAGUUGAUUUGAAAUGGAGAAUAUCAUAAGAAAAUGUUCUCUGAGAUGUACAGCUCUCUCCUCCUCUGCCCUCAUCCAGGCAGGUCCUGUUUUACUCCCUGGAGCAGCCAAUGAGAAGCUGGAACAGUCACAAUGUUUUUCUCUCUUUAUUCCAAGUGUCCAGCGCCGCUGAGAGGAGGAGGCCAGUGCAGGCUGGAUCUCCUCACUGGUUUGGCCACUGGGUUUUGUGUUUAACUGGGGAUGAGGACAGUCCACCAUGCAGAACGCCUUCCUUACAAAUACCAGCUCUCUCCUCUGGCACAGUGGUUGCAUCGGUGCCAGUGAACCUGCCUUAUGUUUCCCACAACUCUGCAGCAGCUCUCGUGCCAGUGAAAAACUGAAAUUUUAAGUACCUGAAACCAAUCCAGUAAACAGCUUUCUGGAGCUGGGAGCAGUCCCUUUGGGUUCUGUUGGGAUUGAAGCAGGCACUUUGGCAGCUUUUCAGAGUAUUUCCUGCAUUGGAAAGGGCAGGGUCUGAAACAGCGGCUGGCGUUGGGUGUGUUGGUUGUGAUCCCCAAUCCCUGUGAACCAGUACGGACCAUCGGGGUGGGUCUUAAACCAAACGUUCGCCCUGCUUGGAUGGUAGCCGGCUUGUUUGUAUGAAGUUGUAAAUGCUAUCAAAUAUCAGUCAGGAAAAACAUUACAACAUUUGCUUAAUCCUCCCUGUGAUGGUGUGAGGCCAAGUAGCGACCGCUCAAAGGUGCGUAGGACAAGGUGGCACAGGGCUCUGUGGGCACAAGGAGAGCAGCCCAUGGUUGCGGCGGGCUCUGCCUGGCCAUGAGACAACACCUGGAGCAUCAAACCCCUCCACCUCGCUGGGGUCUUCCAUCAGAGGAACUUUGUGUUUGAUGUAGCCGGAGCUUCCGGAACCUCCAUCACUUUGGACAGAGCAAACAAGAAGGGCUACACCUUGCUUUUUUGGGGUGCUUUUAACCAAGUUGUUUCGAGUGAUCCUUCCAUAAGUUAAAAUACGUCUUGAUUUGUAGUUCCGAAUCAACCAAGUGCUGUUACUUUUUUAAUUCCAGUGCUCAAUAAAAAAGGAUUUGUUGAUCUUCCUGUGUAUGAGAACUCUAGGUGUUCGUAACAGGUCGGCUGGGCCCCCUUGUUCCCUUUCUGGUUUUGUCCUGACGGUAUUGAACCUUUGCCAAAAUACAGUUGGGACCCAACUGCUGUCAUCUUCACUGAAAUUGCAUUUUUUUACGUGAAAAUUGGGCCUGGGUCAGGCUGGGUCUCUAAUGCCAGUUGAGGGGAACCUUUAGGUGUCUUAGAGAAGACCAAGGCUCUUACAAGAGUCUGAGGUCAUUUGGCUUUAACUGGGGACAAAGAGGAGAUCCAGCUUACCUUCAUCGUGAUUUGUAAUGGGACAGAAAUGUCUUCAACCUUCAUGCAUAAGGAAAUCUUUACAAGGAAAACUACUUGUGUUAUUUCAGCUCUUUCACUGCCAACUUGACCUUUGAGAUUUUGUCCUGUACGAAAGCUCAAGGGAGCAGAAAAGCCCGAAUCCAGCCUCGAAUAGCUGAGUCUACCUGGAAUUAACCCGUGCGGGAAUAGCAUGUUAAUCCCUAGCAAGGAACCUGAAGAUAAUAUUGAGCAGCUCUCUAGAAUGCAGCUUCUGUACAAGAAAGGUUAAACUUUCCUAUUUUGGGGCAUAAAUCAGCAUCUUUUCUGUUGUAAAAGAGGUUGACCCAGCUGAGAGGCUGUUUUCCUUCUUCCCACUGUGUAAAGUAGUUGUGCCUUCCUCUUAAUGAUGUUGGACUGACCUCUGUCAAAUCAAUAUAAAUAAUAAAUGUAUUUUGGCCUGAUAAAUAUUCCCAUCACAAUUAUUUAGGCUGUCUUUAAAACUAAACACCGGUAACUUUCUCAGUAAUCAUCUCUUUAUUUUCUUAGUGAAACUUCACCGAGAACCCAAUCCGCUCUUUUAGUUUUUCCUCUAACGAAUGCAAACGCCCUCUUCAAAUCCCCACCUUCGAAUUAGUUCGUGUCCUUCUUUUUCCCUGCACCCUCUGCCUUUUGUAGGCAGGGAAUCGCACAGCCGGGGACCUCCUGGGUGCCACCACCUCCUCACGGCAGCCACCGCCGCCUUCCCAGGAACGUGGAGCCUUCGGAAAUCCUGGCUGCCUACGAGCGUGUUUGACGGGAUGCAGGGUGGAUGCUGCGCUUUCAUGGAAUAUUCAACAAUUUAAUCCCUCUUUUAACGCCAAGAGAACAUUUAAAAUAUUUCAAAGUCUUCUUUCGCAAGUACAUGGGGGCUCUGAAUAAAACCUUCAUUCAUGCCAUGAAAGCUGGAGGUCCGCUGCCACUCCGUUUUCUUGCCUCUGGUUAUUAA
This is a messenger RNA of Cuculus canorus (common cuckoo), 6192 nucleotides long. It is a transcript of the gene RPS6KA1, whose product is annotated as ribosomal protein S6 kinase A1. The record is from RefSeq and is a predicted model, not a curated record. Bases 128 to 2359 code for a protein of 743 amino acids. Gene Ontology annotation, molecular function: magnesium ion binding; ribosomal protein S6 kinase activity; ATP binding. Gene Ontology annotation, biological process: positive regulation of DNA-templated transcription; protein phosphorylation; intracellular signal transduction. NCBI's taxonomy places the organism in Eukaryota, Metazoa, Chordata, Aves, Cuculiformes, Cuculidae. The transcript is spliced from 21 exons.